Messenger RNA from Cajanus cajan (pigeon pea), 1641 nucleotides. Lineage: Eukaryota; Viridiplantae; Streptophyta; Magnoliopsida; Fabales; Fabaceae. The record is from RefSeq and is a predicted model, not a curated record.
AUGCCACCUGAGGAAGCUGAACUAUAUCAAACACUCUGGGACAACAACAAAACUGUAGGUUGGGAAACCUUCAUCAAAAAAAGUCAUAUAAAAGGAGCUCUGCCGAUUCCCGCUAAUAUUUAUAAGGAAGAGUUUGUUGGAGCCAAAUAUCGACCUAAAACUGUUCAAAUUGUUCUACUUCCAAGUGUCCACGGCCUCAUUGUUGGAGACAAAUCAGUUCAGAGAUCGGGAAGCGUUCCUGGCGUGGGAUUGGUGCAUGCACCGCUUGCAUUGUUACCAGCGCCGUUUCCAGAAAAAGAGUGGAGAGAAGCCUCUGAGUUGGCUCCUAUUUUCAAUCACCUUGUUCAUCGGGUAAGCUCCGAUGCCACGUUUCUCCACGAAUCACUCUUCAGAACUAAGAAAGCGGAUGAAUUCACCUCUAGGAUUUUGGAUAUUCAUUCCAAGAUGCUACAAAUCAACAAAAAAGAGGAAAUACAAUUGGGGCUGCAUCGUUCAGAUUAUAUGCUUGAUGAAAAGACUAAAUCACUUUUGCAAGUAGAACUGAACACUAUUUCCUCUUCAUUCGCCAGUCUUAGUAAUCUUGUGACAGAACUUCAUAGAUACAUACUUUCUCGUCAUGGAAAAUUGCUUGGACUAGAUUCCAAAAGGAUUCUUGCAAACAGUGCUCUCGAUCAGUAUGCAGAAGCCUUGGCUAAAGCUUGGAGUGAGUAUAAUAACCCUAGGGCUGUGAUUAUGAUUGUGGUUCAGGCUGAGGAACGAAACAUGUAUGACCAGCAUUUAGUUUCUGCAGUUCUAAGUGAAAGGUAUAAUAUUACAACUAUACGGAAAACGUUGGCAGAAGUUGAUCAACAAGGGGAAAUUCUACCAGAUGGAACUUUUUCUGUGGAUGGAGAAGCAGUUUCAGUAAUUUAUUUCCGGGCUGGCUAUACACCAGCUGACUAUCCUUCCGAAUCAGAAUGGAGAGCCAGGCUACUGAUGGAACAAUCUUGUGCUGUCAAAUGUCCUUCAAUAUCUUAUCAUUUGGUUGGUUCCAAAAAGAUUCAACAGGAACUUGCAAAGCCCGGUGUUCUCGAGAGGUUCCUUGAAAACAAAGAAGACGUUGCCAAACUGCGUAAAUGCUUUGCUGGGUUGUGGAGUUUGGAUGACUUCGAUAUUGUUGGAAAAGCAAUUGAAAGUCCUGAAUUAUUUGUGAUGAAGCCCCAAAGAGAGGGAGGAGGAAACAAUAUUUAUGGUGAUGAUGUGAGGGAAACCCUCCUAAAAUUGCAGAAAGCAGAUUCUCAAGAAGACGCAGCUUAUAUUCUUAUGCAGAGGAUAUUCCCAACUAUUUCUAAAGCAGUUUUGAUGCGUGAUGGUCGUUGGCAUAAAGAACAUGCCAUUUCAGAACUUGGGAUAUUCAGCACAUAUUUAAGGAAUAAGGAUAAGGUUAUCAUCAACAAACAAAGUGGUCAUUUGAUGCGUACAAAAAUAUCAUCAUCUGAUGAAGGUGGGGUUGCAGCUGGUUUUGCAGUGUUAGAUAGUGUAUACCUAACUUGAGCUAACAGUCUAACACCUUAGGUUAUUAGUUAUUAUGGUAAUUCAAAACAUUACGUAAGUAAUGGUUUACAUAUUAAUGAUAUCUUCUUUUAAGUCUUUUGCUUUUAA